AUGUCGUCAUCUAAUAAACCUCCUAAAAAGAAGAAGCAACAGUUAAAAAGCUCUGAUCUCGCUACUCCUGGUAGUAAUUAUGGGUAUGGGUAUUCUGGUGUGGUCACUUCUUCCAAUACCGCUAUAUCAAAGUAUGCGAAUUAUACAAAUACAAAAACUGUCAUGACCCUUGUGACCAAGCAAAAGGAGAUAGUAGAAGCUUUGACAACCCAACAAAAUAAAUUAAUAGAAAAACUGAGUAAUGAUAAUGUGAAGCUUAUUAAAUAUAUAAGUAAUGAUCAGAAAAAGACUAUAAAAAAUUUAACCAGUUCACAUGAAAAGACUAUCAAGAAUCUAAGCAAUAAUCAUAAAGAAGUCAUCAAGAAUUUAAGCGAUAACCAAACAAAGGUGGUAACGAGUUUGAGCGAAAAUCAUGCUAAUGUUGUAAAAACUAUGAACAAUAAUGAAGUAAAAAAAUCAAAAUAUACACAUGACACGUAUAGAAAGGUUAUUGACUCCAUGCAGACCAACUAUAACAAGAGAUUGCAGAGUCAGGAUGAUUUGAUCAAGAUGCUGGCUAUUAGUAAUAUUAAUGUGACGAAUAAGUUGUUAGACUAUGUAACUAGUACUAGUAAAGUAAAAAAUACUUCAGAGGAUAAUAUGACAAAUUAA
Molecule: messenger RNA, 651 nt
Organism: Dentiscutata heterogama
Lineage: Eukaryota; Fungi; Glomeromycota; Glomeromycetes; Diversisporales; Gigasporaceae
Source: the annotation of a GenBank genome assembly